CCGCCCAGGUCAGAACUUGCCUGCCCAGCCAAGGCUUUCAAGGCAGAGUUCCCUCUAGGUUGGAUGUUCCCAGGUGAAGUUUCCCUACUUCAAGUGGGAGCCUGUCUCUGGAGGUGAGAGCUUGGACCCUAGAGUCUUGGUGGGUCCUGAAGCUGGAGGGCAGUAUUGCUUACAGACCUCAGGUUUGCUAGGUCUUAUCUCUCAGCCAGCAAGGUUGGGCUCCUGGUAGAAAAGCUGGAAACAGGACUGGACGGCUCAGGGAAGGAAGGAAUUGGCUCAAGGAAGGAAGCCAAGGGGCUGAGAGGUAGGGGCUAGGAGUCACAGUCAGUCCGGACCUGGACCCAGACCUAGACUUGGACUUGAAGUGGUACUCAGGGUUGGGCAGCCACACCUGAGCUGGAUGAGUAGGUCAAGCUCAUCCCUCUUUCCCUUCCGGAGAGACUUUGGCCCAGAAAGAGUCUUCCAGCAGCCAAGGUUCAGAUACUGCCUUUGUCUGGGUGUGAGCACGGGGCCCUCAGAAACCAGCAGGGUUGGAUCUACCCUUGAUCUUUGAGCCCAGAAAACUCAGACCACGGGACACAGCAGACGCAGGCUCUCCUGUCUGCAACCCAAGAAAUGGAGCUGGAAAGGAGAGACUACCAUGUGGAAAGGCCAUUGCUGAACCAAGAGCAGCUAGAGGAUCUGGGGCACUGGGGUCCAGUGUCGAAGACCCACCCGUGGCGAACUUGGUUUCGAUGCUCCCGUGCUCGGGCCAAAUCUCUUCUGAUCCAGCAUGUUCCGGUCUUGGGCUGGUUACCCCGAUAUCCUGUGCGUGAGUGGCUCUUGGGUGACCUGUUAUCCGGCCUGAGUGUGGCCAUCAUGCAGCUUCCACAGGGCUUGGCCUAUGCCCUCCUGGCGGGAUUGCCUCCUAUGUUUGGCCUGUACAGUUCUUUCUACCCUGUCUUCGUCUACUUCCUGUUUGGUACCUCUAGACACAUCUCUGUGGGGACCUUUGCUGUCAUGUCUGUGAUGGUGGGCGGCGUGACAGAAUCUCUGACAGCAGAUGAGGCCUUCGUGCAAAGCUUGAACACCACAGUCGAUGGUGCCCGUGUGCAGGUGGCCUACACGCUCAGCUUCCUGGUUGGCCUUUUCCAGGUGGGGCUGGGCCUGGUACACUUCGGUUUUGUGGUCACCUACCUGUCAGAGCCUUUGGUCCGCAGCUAUACCACGGCUGCCUCUGUGCAAGUCCUCGUCUCCCAGCUCAAGUAUGUGUUUGGCAUCAAACUCAACAGUCACUCUGGGCCACUGUCCGUUAUCUAUACAGUGCUGGAGGUCUGUGCCCAGCUGCCUAAGACUGUGCCUGGCACCGUGGUCACAGCAAUCGUGGCAGGAGUGGUGUUGGUGCUGGUUAAACUGCUGAAUGAAAAACUGCGCCGACGUCUGCCCUUGCCCAUUCCUGGGGAACUACUCACGCUAAUUGGGGCCACCGCUAUUUCCUACGGUGUGAAGCUGAAUGACAGAUUCAAGGUGGAUGUGGUGGGCAACAUCACCACAGGGCUGAUACCCCCAGUGGCACCCAAGACGGAGCUGUUUGCAACGCUUGUGGGAAACGCCUUCGCCAUUGCCGUGGUGGGCUUCGCCAUUGCCAUCUCACUGGGGAAGAUCUUUGCCCUGAGGCAUGGCUACCGUGUGGACAGCAACCAGGAGCUGGUAGCCCUUGGCCUCAGUAACCUCAUCGGAGGCUUCUUCCAGUGCUUUCCUGUGAGCUGCUCCAUGUCUCGGAGCUUGGUACAGGAGAGCACGGGAGGCAACACGCAGAUUGCUGGAGCCGUAUCUUCCCUCUUUAUACUCCUAAUUAUUGUCAAACUUGGGGAACUCUUCCGAGACCUGCCCAAGGCCGUCCUGGCAGCUGUUAUCAUUGUGAACCUCAAGGGUAUGAUGAAGCAGUUCUCUGACAUCUGCUCUCUCUGGAAGGCAAAUCGAGUGGACCUGCUAAUCUGGCUGGUGACCUUUGUGGCCACGAUCCUGCUGAACCUGGACAUCGGCCUGGCAGUCUCCAUAGUCUUCUCCUUGCUGCUCGUGGUGAUCCGAAUGCAGCUGCCCCAUUACUCCGUCCUGGGGCAGGUGCCAGAUACGGAUAUUUAUAGAGACGUGGCAGAAUACUCAGGGGCCAAGGAGGUCCCGGGUGUGAAAGUCUUCCGUUCCUCAGCCACCAUGUACUUCGCCAACGCUGAGCUCUACAGUGAUUCGCUGAAAAAGAAGUGUGGCGUGGACGUUGACCGCCUCAUCACCCAGAAAAAGAAACGAAUCAAGAAGCAGGAGAUGAAGAUAAAGCGAAUGAACAAAGCCAAGAAGUCCCAGAAACAGGCUGCUUCUUCCAAGAUCUCCUCAGUUUCUGUCAACGUCAACACCAACUUUGAAGACAUCAAAAGCAAUGAUGUUGAGGGCUCUGAGGCCAAGGUGCACCAAGGGGAGGAGUUGGAGGAUGUAGUCGCCAGCAAUCAAGAAGAUGCCAAGCCCCCAAUCAUGACCUCACUGAAGGCCCUGGGCCUGCCUCAGCCAGACUUCCAUAGCCUCAUCCUAGACUUGAGCACUGUCUCCUUUGUGGACACUGUGUGCAUCAAGAGCCUGAAAAACAUUUUCCGUGACUUCCGGGAGAUCGAAGUGGAAGUAUAUAUCGCAGCCUGUUACAGUCCUGUGGUCACCCAGCUUGAAGCUGGACACUUCUUUGAUGAGUCUAUCACUAAGCAGCACGUCUUUGCCUCUGUUCAUGACGCCGUGACCUUUGCCCUCCACCACCGGAAGUCUGGCCCUAAGAGCCCUGUUUUGGCCACCAAACUCUGACUUUGCUGCAGGAGACUGCCUACCUCUGGAGGUUGUGACAGGUCACCCUCAUGAACCCCCCUGCCUCUGAGCCACCUCCAGGUGCCACCUGGGACUCCAUUCCAUGUACCUGCACAUACAACUCAUGGGUGGAUGCCCUGGGACUCCAAGUUCAGUGCUAUAGGCCUGGGGCAGGGUAUUACAGUCAGGCUGGCCUUGGCUGGAAAAAGCUGAUGUGGGUUUACAGUUUUGGGAAUAAAUGUGUCAAUCCAA
Messenger RNA from Rattus norvegicus (Norway rat), 3075 nucleotides. It is a transcript of the gene Slc26a6, whose product is annotated as solute carrier family 26 member 6. Lineage: Eukaryota; Metazoa; Chordata; Mammalia; Rodentia; Muridae. The record is from RefSeq and is a predicted model, not a curated record. Gene Ontology annotation, molecular function: solute:inorganic anion antiporter activity; secondary active sulfate transmembrane transporter activity; chloride:bicarbonate antiporter activity. Gene Ontology annotation, biological process: bicarbonate transport; sulfate transmembrane transport; cellular response to type II interferon. Gene Ontology annotation, cellular component: plasma membrane; brush border membrane; membrane.